AUGUCGGGCCAGAGUCAGGAGCUCUACUUUUUCAAGAACCAGACGUUGACGCCCGAUUCGUCUCGCGACGCCCCGUUUUUAACCACAAUAACUUACGACCAAAGCACGAGCGCAUCUUGGUUGGUAAACGCGUUGGUCGAAUGCACCCUCCUCGGCACCGCUUCGCUGGUGCAUAAAGAACUCAAACAACCCUACCAGAAGAAAGUAGUUCUCGUCAGCUUUUUGCACGACGAGCAGUUUUUCAUCAGAAACUGUCGGAGGAACGGCGUGGAUUUGCUGAGGCUGCAGAGUUUCACAUUUGUUGACUACUUCACGGACUUGUUUGAGAAAAUUACAGAUGCCACUGACCCAGGCCAAGUGGGUCGCUUGUUUGAUUUCAACCUGGUGGAUCUUGCCAACUCGGUGGUGUUGAUCGAGGCGCCCGAGGUUUUGCUAUAUUCAACCGCCAUCCUGAGCGACGAGUUGCUAUUCCAGCUAUUAAAGGUGAACAAUCGGAGCCCGCACAUGUAUCUCGUUUGCGCCAAGGACUCGCCCCAGUUUGUAAACUAUCAAGUCAGCGAUUUCUUGAAUCCAGCGUACAAGAUCACCGAUUUCCUAACGAAACUCCUCUUUAGAUCCAACAUGAACGUCACUUUGGAGCCGCUCGCCACGGGGCGAGCAAACGAUAUAACGGGAAGUCUAACUGUGGCCAAAGGCGCCAUCCCCUAUAUGGGAGCAGCCAUUUAUGAAAGAGAAUACGUCUACAAAGUCACCAAGGAGCUAAAUGUCAAGGUCUUUUACCGCUAA
Molecule: messenger RNA, 786 nt
Organism: Lodderomyces beijingensis
Lineage: Eukaryota; Fungi; Ascomycota; Pichiomycetes; Serinales; Debaryomycetaceae
Source: the annotation of a GenBank genome assembly